Molecule: messenger RNA, 5081 nt
Organism: Apus apus (common swift)
Lineage: Eukaryota; Metazoa; Chordata; Aves; Apodiformes; Apodidae
Gene: WTAP
Product: WT1 associated protein
Exons: 7
Coding region: 105-617 (170 amino acids)
Biological process (GO): regulation of alternative mRNA splicing, via spliceosome
Cellular component (GO): nucleus
Source: RefSeq, a predicted model, not a curated record
GGCAGGCGCGAGCGGUGCCGGCGUUUGGCCCUCGAUGUGACGGGUGCGGCCCGGGCCGCUAGCGCGCUGGAAGAGCGAGGCCUCCGCGGGCGGGAGAGUUCACAAUGACGAAUGAAGAACCUCUACCAAAGAAGGUUCGCCUUAGUGAAGCAGAUUUUAAAGUUUUACCUAGAGACGAGCUCAUCCUAAGGUGGAAACAAUAUGAAGCAUACGUGCAAGCUCUGGAGGGCAAGUACACAGACCUUAAUUCUAAUGAUGUGACGGGAUUGAGAGAAUCUGAAGAGAAGCUGAAACAGCAACAGCAAGAGUCUGCCCGAAGAGAAAAUAUUCUGGUGAUGAGGUUGGCAACUAAGGAACAGGAGAUGCAAGAGUGUACUAAUCAGAUUCAGUACCUCAAGCAAGUCCAGCAGCCUAGUGUUGCCCAACUGCGAUCAACAAUGGUGGACCCAGCCAUCAACUUGUUUUUCCUAAAAAUGAAAGGUGAACUGGAACAGACUAAAGACAAACUGGAACAAGCCCAAAAUGAACUGAGUGCCUGGAAAUUUACGCCUGAUAGAGGCCUGACAGCGUCGGACUAUUCUGAAGAAAUGGCCAUCUUCGAAAAAAAUCUUUCCUAGAACAUGUAGACAUUUGCAAAAUUGUUCUAUUUGAAGAAAAUAGAGGGAGAAACAGAAGUCUUAAGUCUGUGGCACACUGUGUCUACAGACAGUUUGGAGGAGAGAGAACAUAGAGAUUAUAAAUCAUGAAUUGAACAUGUAAAAUUCCCAUAAAAUGUAGAAGUGGAAUGUGCUGCGCUCUUAACCUUGAGCCUAGUGACUUAGAGACACUAAGUCAGUUUUGCCAAUAAGACUGUGGACUUCCUGCUUGUUCACUGAACUGCUGGGUCAAAACUUGAUGAGGUGAAUUUUGCGUUAAAGAGUUGACUUGCUAACCAGUUUUGAAUAGCCACGAGAGUGCUAUUUGAUAUCACAACAGUGAUAGUGUACACAUUUGACUGUUCAGCUUUGGGUUCCCUAGCAUUUGAUGGAGCCUUAAGUCAAUGCUGCUAAUGAAUGAACUGUUUUCUGGAUGGUUGGUAAUACUGUGGACACCUCAAAAUUAGGACUGUACGAAAAUGUACAUUCGAUCUAAUUGCAGGUUUAAAAUCGUUGGAAACAAUAUAUAUUUGAUCACAACUAGCAUGUAGAAGAAAAACUGGUUGUGACAAGUAUUUUGCUGCAUGUUUUCAUGCAGAAAUGAGAAUUUUUUGAUCUUCUAUACUAGAAACUGAUCUCAAAUGCUUAAUACAGAAGGCACACAAUGGCAACUGUCUUCAGUGUUGGUGGGGUGUUUUUAUUUGUUUGUAUACCGUUUUUUUUGUAUUGCACUUCUAUAUAAAAUGUGCCUUGACAUAGUUGUAAUAGUUGAAGGAACACUACUGGUUAUACUGUUGUAUUGUGAAACUUGUGGGACGAACGAGAAUUGAACAGGUUGUUGUUUCUGCAUUGUCUCGUUCUCUGAAAAUAAGUCAGUAUUUUAACAGACCAAAAAAAACAACUUUUAAGGCAUGCAUUUUCCUCGUUGGAAUCAGCAGAGGAGCCCUUGCUAUUCUCUUGAUGCCUUUGUUCUGUUGUCCCGAGUUACUUGUAAGAGUAGUGAUUUGGGACAGUUGGGAGUGGCAUAUCUGAGGUGUGUAAAGUGAAAUGCAGAUUUGGUAUAGCAUUUGUGUGUUUAUUUUUUCCCUUAGCAAUUUGAGUACUAUUAGUGAUCUGAGGUUUUGAUUUUUCAGAGCAGUUGGACAACCUCUUAUGCCUCAGUCUGAUCCUAGAAAAUUCAAUUUUAAAUUAAAAAAGAUACCAAACUGUCACAAAAGGUGGUGUAUUCUAACUGUUUUGAUGAUUUCUACUAAGAUGGCAUUACAUAUUUUUAACUGGGAAGUAUCUUAACUGUUGUGCUUCAGAUGGUUAAUAUGGGAUUGAAGAGUAGUGGACUUAAUGCAGGUUUAUUUUUUUUGCGAGAGUAAUGGCUUAACACCAAAAGAAAAACCAACAGAAAAAGUUUACCUUUUUAAAAGUGAUACAUCUGGAAUGAUUUCGCUAUAGCAGUAUCUUAAGAUUUUAAUGAUCUAGCAUCAAAACAGAGGUAAGACUUGCAUUAAUAAAUUGUUAACGUAUUACCAAGCCAUUUGUAAAGCUGCCUAUAAUGUGCAGAUAGAGGAAUGCUGUUCAGACUGCUUUUUUUAACUUGGAGUUCAGAAAAAUUAUUUAAUACAUGAAGAUACAGGUUGGUUGUUAAGUCCUCAGUCUCUAAAUGUGUGUGUACAACUAAGGAGAGACAAGUAACUUACCAGUUUUCUUUCAAGAAAAAGUAUCAAAAGAAAAUUGUUAUUGCUGUAGCUAUGACAUACCCUGAUGUGCAUCAUAAAAAUUUAAGUCAGCAGUGUGAGUAUGCGUAAGUAAUAUAUGCAGUAGCUAGAAUACAGGAAACUUAGUUUAUUUCCUGCUAAAUAGUUGUGGCUGUCUUCGUUAACUGGGUUAAAUACUAUUGAUUUCUAUUUUGGAAAGGUAAAGAGUUGGUGACUCAUGUAACAUUUAUAGGAUUUUUCAUUGUCUUAGAAUCCUGCCUUGCACCACCCCUCCUUUAAUUGCAUUAAUUGUCCAGUCUUGUGUGCAACUACUUCUGUUUCAUGACAUCUGACCUAGUCUUUGGAAGAGAUAAUUCUCCUGUUCAGAUCCUGAACUGGUGUUCUUAGGGGGUAACAUGUUAAUUGAAACCCUAAGUGGUAAUAGUUCUGGACCUUAACCAUAAAUAGGGGUGUAAUUGUUGAUAUUUGGAGGGAGAAAUACAAAGGGUGUGUAUUCAAAGGAAUGGCUAUACUAAGCCUUGUUAGUUGCCAUUAAACAGAGUAUACACUCAGAUUAAAAGUUAGUAGAAAUGUCAUUUGUAGUAAGUCUAGUACAACAAACACUACUGGUCUUCUGAAAUUUAACCACUUAUAUUCUUACAGGUUUUGUUGCAUGUAUGAUCAGGAGGAUUUGUGAAGACAAUACCAAACUUAGUUUUAUAGCUAGUAGGAGUUAUUUUAAUAGUUACUGAAUUUUAAAUUCUUGCAUGUGUUUUGUUUGGGUUUUUUUUGUAUAUUGCAAGAGAAUGUUACUUGAUGCCAUACUAGGUCUGAACAUCUGGAAAAAAAUUAAUGGGAAGAAAUAGCAUUAUAGGUAACUAUGCAAAUUUCUAUACAGGUAAUAAAAAUUUUACAUCUUGGCAGGAGUUAACAUGAAGAAAUUAUUGGGAUUCUAAAAUUGUCCCAAUUCCAAGGUAACUGGUACUAAUUCUACAGUUGACAUUGUUUUGUGAAGAGAGAAGCAUUAAGCACUGUGAACUUCUUCAGCUUGUAGUCAUGAUGAAUACAGUAACAGGAGUUUGCAAAUUGCUAAAAAUCAUUGCAUGUCUGCCUAAUAACUUUUGGGUUAUGUCACAUUGGUUAUCUCCAAAGUGGUCCUGCUUUACACAGAAUGAACAUCUCUAAGGAAACUUGCAUCUUAAGUGUGCGACUUGGACUGUAGUAGGUCAGCACAAUUUAAACUUCAAGGACCUGGCAUUGGACAUCACAUCAAGAAAGAAAACAGGUUGCUGCCUUUAGCAGAGUUUCAGGCUUCCAGGACUUUACACUGCUUCUGGAGCAACCCAUCUGAAAGAUUUGGGAGAUUCAGUCGGAAAAUGUUAAAUGGGGCAGAGUUGGCAGAACUUUAAAGUUUUUGAAGGCUCGAAUACUUAAAAGGUAGUUGACAAGGAAAUAGUAUUCUAAAUUCUUCUGGUUGGGUAUUUUGGUUGCAGGAGAGAACUGUGACUGUGAAUUGUAGCAGAAAUUUCCUGUUCUACCUUUUUAAUCCUCAAAAUUUCUUUCAGUCUUUGUCACUUGUUUAAAAGCAAACAAAACAAAUUUAACGACCUUCUUGGUCUUGAAAAGUAAUGCAAGUCCUGCCAUUGGAUUCACAAUAAACCUGUUCAAGUUUGGGUUGAUUUUUUUUGGUGGAGCUUACACUUCGGUAGAAAAGAGAACAGCUUCAUAAUGUAGCUGAGCCUAUUAAAGGAGAACCAUUUGUAGUUGAUACUCUGACUUUAGCAGAUCAAGAGUCUUAAAGGACUUCAAUUUUUCUCUUUUAUGGAGUCAGCUGUAUUGCCUAUAUAUUAAUUUGCAUAUUACUUCCUAUAAUGCUUUACAAUGCAAUUUUUAUCAUGAAGAUUAAAGAUGUGUGAUGUUACCCACUUAGUAAAGAAAAUCUUGUUAGUUAAAAAUACUUUUUUCCUACCUGUUUUUAGUUUCUUUCAGAAACUGAACAUUACUCAUAAUCUGAAAUCUCUCAUUUUAAAGGAAGUAGUUUAAUAAUAUACUCCUUCCUUAAUUUCCUGCCAAUUUUUAACUAUGUUUUACUUGCUCCUCACCAUUCAAGAUGUGCUUAGGUAAAGCUGAUCAUGGAAAUAAUGAAACAGACUGUGUACAUUACUGUCAAAUACAUAAAUUUAGUUGAAAAAUAGACAUUUGAUUUUUUUAAACAAGAUACCUGGACAGCACUCCAAAGGCUGUCUAAGCCUCUUAAAAAUGGAUAGCACUAUGAAAAAUAAACAUACAUUUAAUAUUUUCCCCCAGGCAACUUUAUUCUUUUCACCCAACUUUAAUUACUAAGUUAUACUAGUACAAUAAAUGAAGAUGGGUUUUGUUGAUAAUUCGGUUUACAUGUGUAAUUUCUAUGCAGCACUUGAUCUUUUGAAUUACAAGGCACAUCUUUAAUCAAAUAUUUAACUCCAUUGAGAAUUAGCACAUGCAAGAUUGUGCAUAUUGAUAAUCUAGAUGUUGGUAUCAGAAAAAGAACAACAUGCUUAUUCAUGAAUAUCUGCAGUAAUAAAACUUGACUUCCACUUUACGGGACAGUGACAGAAGAUCGACCGAGAUUGGAACAUCACAUGGUAACUAUAGAGAGACUUUCUGCUAUGACAAUUAUGUUGAGGCAUAAUGUUCCUUGAAUUGUAACAUGCAGAAAUUGCAUCUCCUUUUUGUCUGUAAUUGUAAUUGGGGAAGAUUACUAAAGGUUUUAUAUUCA